Halteromyces radiatus is the source of this 1522-nucleotide messenger RNA. RefSeq lists its product as uncharacterized. The transcript is spliced from 5 exons. The record is from RefSeq and is a predicted model, not a curated record. Bases 165 to 1391 code for a protein of 408 amino acids. Lineage: Eukaryota; Fungi; Mucoromycota; Mucoromycetes; Mucorales; Cunninghamellaceae.
UCAUCUGUGUUGAAAAAGAAAAACUUCUUUAUUGAUUGUAUUUAGAUGUCACGGGAACGUAUAUCAAAUAUUCAGAAGGUUUUAUCCAAGUUCCUACUACCAAUACCAUUUUGACCAAACCAUUUCAGUAUUGGACUCCCGAUCAUCAAGAACUUAGCACGCGUAUGGAUUACGUACAAUGUAUUGCAUUCUCUUUGGAAACUGGAUUAUUCUUUUUGGUACAAUGCUUUUGGAAUUAUUUGUCUAAUACUUUGGCAAAGAAGAAUUUCAUGUCUUCUUUUGAAUUCAACUUUUUUGUGUUAUGGGCUCUUUCUUCCAUGGCUCUCUUCCCAUUUUUACAAUGGUACUAUCGCGAAAAUGCCCUUUAUCGUGAAAUUGUACCUCAAGUAGCAUAUAGUAGUGAAACCUUGAUUACUGCUUUCCUUGGUAUCCGCAAUAAUAUACGGUUUAAACGUUUGAUUUCUACUGUCAGAAAGAAUAAUGUUAGUACUGGUGUCAUCAACAAACUCAACUACUUCCGGGAAUGUAAUAAUAUGAUCUGUAUCAUCCUCUUUUUUUAUGGGUCAUCCUUCUUUAUUUUAUGUGUGGAUGGGUUGACAUCUCAAACCAUUGCAAAAAACAAGCUAGCUUCUGAUAUCAUCAUCUCCAAUGCCAAUGUCUGUGUUGCUUUUUAUUAUCUUGUAUUUAUAUCUACAUUCCAUCCUCGACGUCAAUUUAAUACCAAUAAUAACAAUACCUCAACAAAGGAGUCUUCUUCUCAUGAAGUAUACAAAUCUCAAGGUCAAGAUGUGGAAAUGGAUCAAAAUCGAUUCAGUCAACGAGUGACUCAUUUCGUCGAUAUGCAUCAACAACAGCGUCAAGCAUCUAUGGAUCAACAACAACAACAACAAUUACAAUUACAACAACAAGCAGGUGGCAACACAUCACAGAGUAAAUUGUUUAUUCGACCAAUGAGUCCUAUAUCUGUGGAUCGACAAAACCAACAACAAGAUCAACAAGGUCAUUAUCAUUAUGGACAAGAUUCAGCUGUUGGUAGUGGAUAUGGUAAUGGAUCAUAUACAAGCAGUCCACCUUUAUCACAUCAACCAUCAUACCCACUUUAUCAACGUCAAGACACCCCACCACUCCAUCCACCACCAUCCUCAACGUCAUCACCUACUACCAACUACAGUACAAGAGAAAUCGCCGUUCGAGAUCCUUAUUCUUCGCAACCUGUCACUUUCUCAGUCAUUGAUCCUCAGUAUGGUAGUGGAAAUGGAAACAGUGCUAGUGAUAUCCCUUUACGUGGUCCUCAGCAACCUUACAACUAUCAUCCUAUGAGCGACAAUCACAGUGAUUAUUCAGUGGAUCAUCAUUACAUUGAUGAUACUCAUCAUCCUCGUAUGGGUUAGUUAGAUAGUGAUAUAUACUUUAGUAUAUUAUUGUAGUUUUUGUUUAUUCUAGUUUUAUUUAUUUAUAUAUAUAUGUAUUUUUCUUUAAUGACAUGUUCUUCUCAUUUUUAAUACUAUUUUUUUUUCCUCUC